CACUUCCCCAGCCUUUCAAGAUAGGUUCUGCUCCAAAAAGGUCAACCUGGAGGUGGAAACCCCAGGCCGAAGUUAGGGGCCCGUGCACACAUAGUCUUGCUGGGGCUCUAGGCCAUUUCUUCCCUCCUAGACCCCCAGGAGGUGAAAGGCUCACCGAGAGGGUGGGUCACAGGCCUGACUUUGCUGCAGAGAAAAGCCCGAGGCCCUGCAUCUCCGGGAGGGAGGUUCCUGAGUUUAUUGAAGAGGAAGGAAAAGAAGUGGUUUCACCUUUGGGAGUGCUGUCUUCGCACUGGCUGCCCCCGGGCCUGGGGUUGCAUCAUGACCCCAUAGAUCCCGUGAAGUUCAAGGUGUUUUCUGGAGCAGCCUAGUCCUGCUCUGCCUGGAGCCAAGAGUCUCUGCUGUGGGUUUCAUGCUGCAGCGGGGACCAUGGCAGCCUCCAGGACGGCCUCUCGGUCUCCGCGGGACAUUGCCAACGUGAUGCAGAGGCUGCAGGAUGAGCAAGAGAUAGUACAAAAACGAACUUUCACAAAAUGGAUCAACUCUCAUCUGGCCAAGCGGAAACCCGCACUGGUGGUAGAAGAUCUUUUUGAGGACAUGAAAGAUGGCGUUAAGCUGCUUGCCCUCCUGGAAGUCCUGUCGGGGCAGAAACUGCCGUGUGAACAAGGACGCCGUAUGAAGCGGAUCCACGCUGUGGCUAACAUCGGCACCGCGCUGAAGUUCCUUGAAGGAAGGAGGAUCAAAUUAGUCAACAUUAACUCCACUGAUAUUGCCGACGGCAGACCCUCAAUAGUUCUGGGACUGGUGUGGACCAUUAUUCUCUACUUCCAGAUCGAGGAGCUGACCAGCAACCUGCCGCAGCUGCAGACCCUGUCCAGCAGCACGUCCUCUGUGGACAGCACGGUCAGCUCCGAGGCCGCCAGCCCCCCCAGCAAGCGGAAGGUGGCCACCAAGAUCCAAGGAAACGCCAAGAAGGCUUUGUUAAAGUGGGUUCAGUACACAGCAGCCAAGCAGACUGGAAUAGAAAUCAAAGACUUUGGGCGGAGUUGGAGGAACGGGGUUGCCUUUCAUUCAGUCAUCCAUGCUAUACGGCCAGAGCUAGUGGACUUGGAGAGGGUGAAAGGAAGGUCCAACCGAGAAAACCUGGAGGAGGCUUUCACCAUUGCUGAAACGGAGCUGGGGAUCCCCAGGUUACUAGAUCCUGAAGAUGUUGAUGUGGAUAAACCAGAUGAGAAGUCUAUUAUGACCUAUGUAGCCCAGUUUCUGAAACACUAUCCUGACGUCCACAAUACAGGCACUGAUGGGCUAGAGAAUGAUGAAAUAUUUCCAGAUUUCCUACUUUUUGCAAAUUCUAUCCAAAAUCUUAAGAGAGAAGACAGGCUAAUGCUGAAGGAAACGAAAGUUUGGAUAGAGCAAUUCGAAAGAGAUUUGACAAGGGCACAGAUGACAGAAGCAAACUUGCAGGAUAAAUAUCAGUCAUUCAAGCACUUCAGAGUCCAAUAUGAAAUGAAAAGGAAACAGAUUGAACAUUUAAUACAACCAUUACAGAGAGACGGUAAAUUGUCACUUGACCAAGCAUUAGUGAAACAGUCCUGGGAUCGAGUGUCCUCCAGGCUCUUUGAUUGGCAUAUACAGCUGGAUAAAUCUCUCCCUGCGCCUCUGGGCACUAUAGGUGCCUGGUUGUACAGAGCAGAGGUGGCCCUGCGGGAGGAAAUAACCACUCAGCAGGUCCAUGAGGAAACCGCCAACACAAUACAGCGGAAGCGUGAGCAGCACAAGGAUCUGCUUCAAAACACAGAUGCCCACAAAAGAGCCUUCCAUGAAAUCUACCGGACCCGGUCGGUCAACGGCAUCCCAGUGCCACCUGACCAGUUAGAGGACAUGGCCGAGAGGUUUCAUUUCGUUUCCUCCACAUCAGAACUGCACUUAAUGAAAAUGGAAUUUCUAGAAUUAAAGUACCGUCUGCUCUCACUGCUGGUUCUUGCAGAGUCGAAGCUGAAGUCUUGGAUCAUCAAAUACGGGAGGAGAGACUCGGUGGAGCUGCUGCUGCAGAACUACAUCACUUUUAUAGAAAAUAGCAAGUUCUUUGAGCAAUAUGAAGUGACAUACCAGAUCUUGAAACAGACAGCAGAGAUGUACGUCAAAGCUGAUGGUUCAGUGGAAGAAGCCGAGAAUGUGAUGAAAUUCAUGAAUGAAACCACUGCGCAGUGGAGGAACCUGUCGGUGGAAGUCCGCAGCGUGCGGAGCAUGCUGGAGGAAGUCAUCGCCAACUGGGAUCGCUAUGGCGACACCGUGGCUGGGCUGCAGGCCUGGCUAGAGGAUGCCGAAAAAAUGCUAAGUCAAUCGGAGCUUGCCAAAAAGGACUUUUUUCGAAAUUUGCCUCAUUGGAUACAGCAACACUCUGCCAUGAACGAUGCUGGCAAUUUUCUCAUUGAAACGUGUGACGAGGUGGUUUCCCGUGACCUUAAACAGCAGUUAUUAUUGCUCAAUGGGCGUUGGAGGGAGUUGUUCAUGGAAGUCAAGCAAUAUGCGCGAGCUGAUGAGGUGGACAGGAUGAAGAGGGAAUACACAGACGGUGUCACUGCCCUGUCUGACUUUGCAACUGAAGCCCACAGGAAGCUUUCUGAACCCUUGGAAGUCUCUUUUAUUAACGUCAAGUUAUUAAUUCAAGACCUGGAGGACAUUGAGCAGAGGAUACCUGUGAUGGAUGCUCAGUACAAGAUCCUCACAAAGACAGCGCACCUCGUUACCAAAGAGAGCUCCCAAGAGGAAGCUAAGGAAAUGUUUGCGACCAUGUCUGGGCUCAAAGAGCAGCUGACCAAGGUCAAAGAACGUUACUCCCCACUCCUGUAUGAGUCUCAGCAGCUGUCAGUUCUGCUGGAGGAAUUAGAGAAGCAGAUGACGCUCUUCUAUGACUCACUUGGGAAAAUCAGUGAGAUUAUAACAGUGCUUGAGCACGAGGCGCAGUCUAGUGCUCUUUUUAAACAAAAACACCAGGAGCUGCUAGCUUGCCAGGAAAGCUGUAAGAAGGCCAUGGCACACAUUGAGAAAGGCAGUCAGAGUGUUCAGAAGUUUGUGACCUUGAGCCACGUGCUGAAGCAUUUUGAUCAGACGAAGCUGCAGAGAAAGACUGCCGAAGUCCACGUGGCCUUCCAGAAUAUGGUCAAGAAAACUGGAGACUGGAAGAAACAUGUGGAAACCAACAGCCGCCUGAUGAAGAAGUUUGAGGAGUCGCGGGCGGAGCUGGAGAAGGUGCUGCGGGUGGCGCAGGAGGGCCUGGAGGAGAAGGGGGACCCGGAAGAGCUCCUGCGGAGACACACCGAGUUCUACGGUCAGCUGGACCAGAGGGUGCUCAACGCCUUCCUGAAAGCCUGCGACGACCUCACAGACAUCCUGCCUGAGCAGGAGCAGGCGGGCCUGCAGGAGGCGGUGAGGAAGCUGCACAAGCAGUGGAAGGAUCUUCAAGGAGAAGCCCCAUAUCAUUUGCUCCAUCUGAAGAUCAAGGUGGAGGAGAAUAAAUUCUUGGCCUGUGUGGAAGAAUGCAGAGCUGAGCUGGCCCGGGAGACUAAGCUGGUGCCCCAGGAAGGCAGUGAAAAGAUGAUUAAAGAGCACAGGAUCUUCUUCAGUGACAAAGGGCCGCAUCACCUCUGCGAGAAAAGGCUGCAGCUCAUUGAGGAGCUGUGUCUGAAGCUCCCAGGCCGGGACCCAGUAAGGGACACGCCUGGAGCCUGUCAGGCGACGCUCAAGGAGCUCAGGGCUGCCAUCGAGAGCACCUACACGCAGCUGGCGGAGGACCCCGACAAGUGGAAGGACUACACCAGCAGAAUUUCCGAGUUCUCAUCUUGGAUCGCUGCAAAGGAGACACAGCUGAAGGGGAUUAAGAAGGAGGCCAUCGAUACCGCCAACCAUGGAGAGGUGAAGCGGGCGGUUGAGGAGAUAAGAAAUGGUGUUACCCAAAAAGGCGAGACUCUCAGCUGGCUGAAAUCCAGGCUUCAAGUUUUGAUUGAAGUUUCUUCUGAGAAAGAAGCCCAGAAGCAGGGCGAUGAGCUGGCGAAAGUAUCUAGUUCCUUCAAAGCUCUCACAGCUUUAUUGUCAGAGGUUGAAAAGAUGUUAAGCAGUUUCGGGGACUGUGUCCAGUACAAAGAAAUCGUCAAGAGUUCCCUCAAAGAGUUAAUUUCUGGUUCCAAGGAAGUCCAGGAGCAAGCGGAGGAGAUCUUGGACACGGAAAACCUGUUUGAAGCGCAGCAGCUACUUCUUCAUCACCAGCAAAAGACAAAGAGAAUCUCUGCAAAGAAGAGGGACGUGCAGCAGCAGAUGACGCAGGCCGGGCAGGGAGAAGGCGGGCUGCCUGGCCCGGUGCAGGAGGAGCUGCGGAAGCUGGAGAGCACCCUGGACGGCCUGGAGCGCAGCAGGGAGAGGCAAGAGCGCCGCAUCCAGGUCACAUUAAGAAAAUGGGAGCGAUUUGAAACCAACAAAGAGACAGUGGUCAGAUACCUUUUCCAAACAGGUUCCAGCCAUGAGCGCUUCUUGAGUUUUAGCAGUUUGGAAAGUUUGUCUUCAGAACUGGAACAGACAAAGGAGUUUUCUAAGCGGACAGAAGGUAUUGCAGUCCAGGCUGAGAGCCUUGUGAAGGAAGCUUCAGAGAUACCACUUGGGCCCAAGAAUAAGCAGCUGCUCCAACAGCAGGCCAAGUCAAUCAAAGAACAAGUCAAAAAGUUAGAAGACACCCUCGAAGAAGAUAUUAAAACCAUGGAAAUGGUGAAAAACAAGUGGGAACAUUUUGGCAAUAAUUUUGAGACCCUGUCCGUCUGGAUAACUGAGAAAGAAAAAGCACUCAAUGCCUUGGAAACCUCGCCAUCUGCCAUGGACAUGCAAACCAACCAGAUUAAGGUCACGAUUCAGGAAAUAGAAAGUAAGAUCGGCAGCAUCACAGGGCUGGAAGAAGAAGCGCAGUCUUUCGCCCAGUUUAUUACCACUGGAGAAUCAGCCCGCAUCAAGGCCAAGUUGACACAACUAAGAAGAUACUGGGAAGAACUUCGAGAGCACGCACAGGGUCUGGAAGGAACAAUCCUGGGACAGGUCUCUCAGCAGCAAAAGUUUGAAGAGAAUCUUAGAAAGGCCCAGCAGUCUGUGUCUGAAUUUGAAGAUAAACUUGCUGAUCCAAUUAAAACAUGUUCUUCAGCUACAGAAACAUACAAAGCUCUCCAAGAACAUAUGGAUCUCUGCCAGGCCCUGGAGUCCCUGAGCAGUGCCUUGGCCGCUCUCUCUGCUGGUGCCCAGAAGGUCGUGAGCAGAGGCUGCUCCGUCCAGGAGGCCGCAGCCCUGCAGCAGAGAUACCAGGGGCUGCUGAGUCGGGCGAAGGAGAGACAGACGGCGCUGGAGAACCUGCUGGCCCACUGGCAGCGGCUGGAGAAAGAGCUGUCGACCUUUCUGACCUGGCUGGAGCGCUGCAAAGCCAUAGCCAGCUCCCCGGAAGUGGAUGUCACUGCAGACAGGGUCAAAGUGGAGAGCGAACUUCAAUUGACACAGGCACUGCAAAGUGAAGUUGUUUCCCAGGCCUCCAAUUACAGCAACCUUGUGCAACUGAAGGAAUCACUGUUCUCAGUGGCCUCCAAAGAUGAUGUGAAAACGAUGAAACUACAUUUGGAGCAGUUGGAUGAGAGAUGGAGAGUUUUGCCACAGAUACUUAGCAAAAGGCUUCACUUCCUGCAGUCUGUGGUCGCUGAGCACCAGCAGUUUGAUGAACUGCUGCUUUCCUUCUCUGUCUGGAUUAAGCAGUUUCUUGGUGAAUUACAAGCCACGUCUGAGAUCAGCUUAAUGGACCAUCAGGCAGCUGUAACCCGGCACAAGGACCACGCAGCAGAAGUCGAAAGCAAAAGGGGGGAACUGCAAAGUCUGCAGGGGCACCUCGCGAAGCUGGGCGCUCUGGGUCGAGCCGAGGACCUUCACGUCCUGCAGGGCAAAGCAGAGGACUGCUUCCAGCUGUUCGAGGAGGCCGGCCAGGUGGUGGAGAGGCGGCAGCUGGCCCUGGCCCAGUUGGCUGGGUUCCUGCAGAGCCACACCUCUCUGUCAGAGGCGCUCCACCGGCUGAGGCAGACGGUGGAAGCAACCAACAGUAUGAAUAAGAAACAGACUGACUUAUUAGAAAAGGACCUGCAUGAUGCUAUUCAAGACGUGAAGACGUUAGAAUCUACGGCCAUCGCUCUGGACGGCAUUCUCACCAAAGCCCAAUACCAUCUUAAAUGUGGAAGCUCUGAGCAAAGGACUUCCUGCCGAACCUCAGCUGAUCACCUCUGCUUGGAGUUAGAGAGGAUCCAGAACCUUCUGGGAACCAAGCAGAGUGAGGCAGAUGCCCUGGCAGCAUUGAAGAAAGCAUUCCACGACCAGAAAGAGGAGUUGCUGAAAAGCAUCGAGGACAUCGAAGAGAGGGCUGACAAAGAGCGUCUGAAAGAACCCACCCGCCAAGCGCUCCAACAGAGGUUGAGAGUCUUCAAUCAGUUAGAAGAUGAACUGAAUUCUCAUGAGCAUGAGUUAUGUUGGUUGAAAGACAAAGCUAAGCAAAUUGCUCAGAAAGAUGUAGCCUUUGCACCUAAAGUUGAUACAGAGAUAAAUCGCUUAGAGGUCACCUGGGAUGAUACCAAAAAGCUAAUUCAUGAAAACCAGGGCCAAUGCUGUGGGCUUAUUGACUUAAUGAGAGAUUAUCAGAACUUGAAGUCAGCUGUAUCUAAAGUUCUAGAACAUGCCAGCAAUGUGAUUGCAACCAGAACUACUAUAAAGGAUGAGGAGGAUCUUAAAUGGGCCUUAUCCAAGCAUGAAACUGCCAGGAACGAAAUAUGUAAAGAGCAGAAAGAAUUGGAUGACUUUACCAGUAAAGGAAAACAGUUGUUAUCUGAGCUGAAAAAAAUUCACAGUAGUGAUUUCAUCUUGGUGAAAACAGACAUGGAGAGCACUAUGGACAGAUGGCUGGAUGUGUCAGAGAGAAUCGAGGAAAACAUGGAUCGGCUGAGGGUAAGCCUGUCCCUUUGGGCUGAUAUUCUCUCGAGUAAGGAUGAAAUCGAAGGCUGGUCGAACAGUUCUGUCCCUCAGCUGGCGGAGAGCAUCAGCAACCUGAACAACAGCCUCAGAACAGAGGAGUUCCUGAAGGAGUUUGAGUCUGAAGUUAGAAACAACGCAUUGAAACUGGAAGACCUUCAUGCUAAAGUGAAUGACCUAAAAGAAUUAACGAAAAAUCCAGAAACUCCAUCAGACCUUCAGUUUAUAGAAGCGGACCUAAGGCAGAAACUGGAGCACGCCAAAGAAAUUACCGAAGACGCCAAAGGGACCUUGAAAGAUUUCAGGGCUCAGAGCACACAAGUGGAGAAAUUUAUUAACGACAUAACAACCUGGCUGGCGAAACUAGAAGAGUCCCUGGUGAACUGCGCCCAAACUGAGACUUGUGAAGGGCUGAAGAAAGUAAAGGAAAUGCAGAAAGAACUUCAAAGCCAGCAAAGCAACAUCAGCUCCACCCAAGAAAACCUCAAUAGCUUGUGCCGCAAGUACCAUUCGGCGGAGCUGGAGCGCCUGGGCGGGGCAAUGACGGGCCUGACCAAGAAGCACGAAGCUGCCAGCCAGCUGUGCUCCAGGACACAGGCCAGCCUUCAGGAUUCUCUGGAGAAACACUUCCAUGAGUCCAUGAAGGAAUUCCAAGAAUGGUUUUCUGGAAUAAAAGCAGCAGCAAAAAAAUCAUCAGACAGAACUGGUGACAGCAAAGUUCUAGAGGCGAAGCUUCGCGAUCUUCAGACCAUUUUGGACUCGGUCGGUGAUGGGCAGCGCAAGCUUGAUGCUGUGACUCAGGAAGGACAAACGUUGUAUGCACAUUUGCCUAAACAAAUGGUCAGUAGCAUUCAGGAGCAGAUUACCAAGGCAAAUGAGGAGUUUCAAGCAUUUCUGAGACAAUGCCUCAAAGACAAGCAGGCUCUUCAAGACUGUGCUCUGGAACUUGGGAGCUUUGAGGACCAGCACAGAAAACUGAAUUUAUGGAUCCAUGAAAUGAAUGAGAGGUUAAGCUCAGAAAACUCAGGAGAGAGUAAACAGCACAUUCCUGAGAAGAAAAACGAAGUUCAUAGGGUUGAAAUGUUUCUGGGUGAACUCCUGGCUGCCAGAGAGUCCCUGGACAAGCUCUCGCAGCGCGGGCAGCUGCUCAGCGAGGAAGGCCACGGCGCCGGGAAGGAAGGGCGCCUGUGCUCCCAGCUGCUCACCAGCUACCAGGGCCUGGUCAGGAUGACCAAGGAGAAGCUGCGCCGCUGCCAGGCGGCCCUGCAGGAGCACGAGGCCCUGGAGGAGGCCCUGCAGAGCAUGUGGGCCUGGGUGAAGGGCGUGCAGGACAAGCUGGCCUGCGCAGACAGCACCGUGGGAAGCAAGGACACCCUGGAAAAACGGCUGUUACAGAUACAGGACAUCCUCCUGAUGAAAGGGGAAGGGGAAGUCAAGCUGAAUAUGGCCAUUGGCAAAGGGGAACAGGCCUUGAGAAGUAGCAACAAAGAAGGUCAGAAGGUGAUCCAGACCCAGCUACAGACCCUUACAGACGUGUGGGCCAACGUCAUGAGCUCCUCCGUCCACGCUCAGAGCACUUUAGAGGCUGUGAUUAGCCAAUGGAAUGACUACCUGGAGUGGAAACACCAGUUGGAGCAGUGGAUGGAAUCCGUAGACCAAAAAGUGGAACAUCCCUUGAAACCGCAGCCAGGUCUGAAAGAGAAGUUUUGCCUUCUGGACCACUUCCAGUGCAUCGUCUCGGAGGGCGAGGAUCACGCCGCAGCCCUGCACCGCCUCACUGCCAGGUCCAGGGAGCUCUACCAGAAGACUGAGGAUGCGUCUUUCAUGGAGACGGCUCAAGAGGAGCUGAAAACACAGUUUAAUGAUAUAAUGACCGUUGCCAAGGAGAAAAUGCGGAGCGCGGAGGAGAUGGUGAAGGACCACCUCCUGUAUGUGGACGCCGUGCAGGAGUUCACAGACUGGCUCCACUCGGCCAAGGAGGAGCUUCACCGCUGGUCGGACCCGUCCGGAGACUCGUCCGCCACCCAGAAAAAGUUGUCUAAAAUUAAGGAGCUGAUGGAUUCCAGAGAGACCGGGGCCAGCCGCCUGAGCAGAGUGGAGUCCCUGGCUCCCGCCGUGAAGCAGCACACAGCGGCCAGCGGGAGCGAGCUCCUGGACGCAGAGAUGCAGGCCCUGCGCGCCGACUGGAAGCAGUGGGAAGACAGCGUGCUCCAGACGCAGGGCAGCCUGGAGAGCCUGGUCAGCCAGAUGGCCCUUUCGGAGCAGGCGUUCUCAGGCCAAGUGGCCGCACUGGAGCGGGCCCUGGAGCAGCUCAGCACCCUUCUCACAACGUGGGCUCAGCAGCUAGCCCUCCUGGAAGGCAAGAACACAGAUCAGGAGAUAGUGGAGAGCUGGGAGAAGGGGCGCGAGAUACUGGAUGCUCUACAAAAAGCAGAGCCUAAGACAGAGGAUCUCAAGUCUCAGCUGAAUGAACUUUGUCGAUUUUCCAAAGACCUGAGUCCAUACAGUGGAAAAGUUUCUGCCUUGAUUAAAGAAUAUAAUUGUCUUUGUCUGCAAGCAUCCAAGGGCUGUCAGAAUAAAGAACAGAUUUUGCAGCAAAGAUUUCGAAGAGCCUUCAAGGAUUUCCAGCAGUGGUUGGUUAAUGCGAAAAUCACUACCGCCAAAUGUUUUGAUAUACCUCAAAAUAUUAGUGAAGUUCAAACAAGUCUUCAGAAAAUACAGGAGUUUUCAUCAGAAAGUGAGAAUGGACAGCACAAGCUAAAUGUGAUGCUAUCUAAAGGGGAACUUUUGAGUUCUCUGCUGACCAAAGAGAAAGCUAACGGUAUCCAGGCGAAAAUUGCAAAUGCAAAAGAGGAUUGGAAAAAUUUUCAUUCAAAUCUUCACCAAAAGGAAUCUAUCCUAGAGAAUCUAAAGAUCCAAAUGAAGGACUUCGAAGUCAGCGCUGAGCCCGUGCAGGACUGGCUGAGUAAAACCGAGAAGAUGGUGCACGAAAGCAGCAACCGCCUGUACGACCUGCCGGCCAAGAGGAGGGAGCAGCAGAAGCUCCAGUCUGUCCUUGAGGAAAUAAACUGCUACGCGCCUCAGCUCCACAGGCUAAAAGAGAAAGCGCAGCAGCUGUGGGAAGGUCAAGCUGCCAGCAAGAGCUUUAUGCACAGAGUGUCGCAGCUGUCUGCUCAGUAUCUAGCGCUAAGCAAUGUGACAAAGGAGAAAGUGUCGAGACUGGAUAGAAUUGUUGCAGAACACAGUCAGUUCUCCCUCGGCGUGAAAGAGCUGCAAGACUGGAUGACAGACGUGGUUCACAUGCUGGAGUCUUACUGCCACCCCACCUCCGACAAGAGCGUGCUGGACAGCAGGAUGCUCAAGCUGGAGUCUCUAUUAUCGGUGAAACAGGAAAAGGAGAUCCAGAUGAAAAUGAUCGUGACGAGAGGGGAAUCCGUCCUGCAGAGCACGGCUCCGGAAGGCAUCCCCGCUCUUCAGCAGCAGCUGCAGAGUGUGAAGGAUGUGUGGGCUUCCCUUUUGUCUGCAGCCAUCCGUUGCAAAAGUCAACUGGAGGGAGCUCUCUCUAAGUGGACAAGUUACCAGGAUGACGUCCGGCAGUUUUCUGGUUGGAUGGACAGUGUGGAAGCCAGCUUGAACGAAUUGGAAAGGCCGUGUGCAGAACUGCGGGAGAAGACAGCUGCUCUCGGGAAAGCCAAGUUAUUAAAUGAAGAAGUGCUGAGUCACAGCAGCUUGCUGGAAACCAUUGAAGUCAAAGGAGCUGGCAUGACGGAGCACUAUGUCACCCAGUUAGAGCUCCAGGAUCUGCAGGAACGAUACAGAGCCAUCCAGGAGAGAGCCAAGGUACGGGUGUGCCAUGUGAAUGCCUCUCCCCUGCAGGAGCUGCAGGUGCACUGCGCCGAGGGACAGGCGCUGCUGAACUCGGUGCUGCACACCCGAGAGGAAGUGAUCCCCUCGGGCCUCCCGCAGACGGAGGACCGGGCGUUGGAGUCUCUCCGGCAGGAGUGGCAGGCUCACCAGCAGAGACUGUCCGAGACCCGGACGCAGUUCAAUAAUGUCGUCAACAAGCUGAGGCUGAUGGAACAGAAGUUCCAGCAGGUGGACGGGUGGCUGAGAACCCUGGAGCAGAAAGUGAGUCUCAGGGCUGGUCGUCAGUCCAACCGGGCAGCCAAGGAGGCGCAGUUACAUCAGAUGAAGAAGUGGCACGAAGAGAUCACCACCUACAGAGACGAAGUGGAGGACGUGGGAGCCAGAGCCCAGGAGAUCCUGGACGAGCGCCGCGUGAGCAGCCGGCUGGGCUGCCAGGCCACCCAGCUGACGUCCAGAUACCAGGCCCUUCUUCUCCAAGUGCUGGAACAAAUAAAAUUCCUGGAGGAAGAGAUCCAGAGUUUGGAGGAAGCUGAGUCAUCUCUAAGCUCCUAUUCUCAUUGGUACAGCUCUACUCAUAAAAACUUCAAGAAUGUGGCUGCCAAAAUUGAUAAAGUAGAUAAGGCAAUGAUGGGGAAAAAGAUGAAGACGCUGGAGGGCUUGCUAAAAGACAUGGAGAAAGGCCACAGUUUGCUGAAGUCGGCCCGGGAGAAAGGAGAGAGGGCUCUGGCAUACCUGGAGGACGGCGAGGCAGACGCUUUAAGAAGCAAGAUCCAUGGUCACGUGGAGCAAUUGAACGAGCUGACCAGCACUGUUCGGAAGGAGCACAUGACCCUGGAGAAAGGCCUUCAUUUAGCAAAGGAAUUCUCGGAUAAAUAUAAAGCACUUACUCAGUGGAUCGCCGAAUACCAAGAGAUCCUGCACGUUCCUGAGGAACCCAAAAUGGAAUUAUAUGAGAAAAAGGCUCAGUUAUCUAAGUACAAGUCACUUCAACAGACGGUGCUGUCCCAUGAAUCAUCGGUGAAAUCAGUGAGAGAGAAAGGUGAUGCUCUUCUGGACCUGGUGCAGGACCGUGCUUUGAAGGAUAAGAUCGCUAAGCUUCAAAGUGACUAUCAGGCCCUCUGCAGCGCGGGAAAGGAACAUGUUCAUAGUCUUGAGGUGAAGGUCAAAGACCAUGAAGACUACAACAGUGAGCUCCAGGAGGUGGAAAAGUGGCUGCUGCAGAUGUCCGGCAGGCUGGUGGCCCCUGACCUCAUGGACACAAGCAGCCUAGAGACAAUCACCCAGCAACUGGCCCACCACAAGGCAAUGAUGGAAGAAAUUGCUGGCUUUGAGGACCGUCUGAACAACCUGAAAACUAAAGGCGACACUUUGAUCAGCCAGUGUGCAGAGCACCUCCAAGCGAAACUUAUACAACAUGUGCAGGCGCAUCUGCAGGGCACGAGGGACAGCUACUCCGCCAUCUGCAGUACCGCCCAGCGGGUGUACCAGAGUUUGGAACAUGAACUGCAGAGGCAUGUCAGUCGCCAAGACACGCUGCAGCAAUGCCAGGCCUGGCUUUCUGCCAUCCAACCUGAUUUAAAGCCAAGCCCGCACCCACCUCUGAGCAGGGCAGAAGCCGUGAAGCAGGUCAAGCACUUCAGAGCUUUGCAGAAGCAGGCCAGGACCUACUUGGACCUCCUCUGCUCCAUGUGCGACUUGUCGAACUCUUCAGUGAAAACCACGGCAAAAGACAUUCAACAAACAGAGCAAAUGAUUGAACAAAGGCUUGCCCAGGCUCAGACCUUAACUCAGGGCUGGGAGGAGAUCAAGCACAUGAAGGCUGAGCUUUGGAUUUACCUCCAGGAUGCCGACCAGCAAUUGCAGAAUAUGAGGCGGAGACACGCGGAACUGGAGCUCAAUAUUGCACAGAACAUGGUUUCCCAAGUGAAGGAUUUUGUUAAGAAACUACAGUGCAAACAGGCGUCGGUGACGGCUAUUACGGAAAAGGUGGAUGAGUUAACCAAGAAGCAGGAGUCUCCGGAACACAAGGAGAUCAGUCAUCUGAACGACCAGUGGCUGGAUCUGUGCCUUCAGUCCAACAGCCUGUGCUUGCAAAGGGAAGAGGAUCUCCAGAGGACAAGAGACUACCAUGACUGCAUGAGUGUCGUCGAGGUGUUCUUGGAAAAAUUUACUACAGAAUGGGAUAACUUGGCCAGAUCCGAUGCAGAGAGCACCGCGGUCCACCUGGAAGCUCUGAAGAAGCUGGCGUCGGCCUUGCAGGAGAGGAAGCAGGCCAUCGAGGACCUGAAAGACAGAAAGCAGAGCGUGAUCGAGCAUCUGAAUUUAGAUGACAGGGACCUAGUCAAAGAGCAGACGUGUCACCUUGAACAGCGUUGGUCUCAGCUGGAGGACCUCAUUAGCAGGAAAAUCCAAGUCUCGGUCGCCAACCUGGAGGAGCUGAGCGUGGUGCAGGCCAGGUUCCAGGAGCUGAUGGAGUGGGCGGAGGAGCAGCAGCCCAGCAUCGCCGAGGCCCUCAAGCAGAGCCCCCCUCCGGACGUGGCUCCCAACCUUCUCAUGGACCACCUCACCGUCUGCAGUGAACUGGAGGCCAAGCAGAUGCUCCUGAAAUCCCUCACGAAGGACGCGGACAGGGUGAUGGCGGAUCUCGGCCUGAACGAGCGGCAGGUCAUCCAGAAGGCGCUCGCCGACGCACAGAGGCAUGUCCAUUGUCUCAGCGACCUCGUGGGCCAGAGACGCAAGUACCUGAACAAGGCCCUGUCCGAGAAGACCCAGUUUCUCAUGGCGCUGUUCCAGGCGACCAGCCAGAUCCAGCAGCACGAGCGAAAGAUACUGUUUCGCGAGCACAUCUGCCUGUUACCAGACGACGUGAGCAAACAGAUCAAAGCCUGUCGGAGCGCCCAGGCCAGCCUCAAGACCUACCAAAGUGAAGUCACUGGCCUCUGGGCGCAGGGCCGUGAGUUGAUGAAAGGAGCCACGGAGCAGGACAAGGGCGAAGUGCUGGGCAAGCUCCAGGACCUGCAGGGCGUGUACGACGCUGUCCUGCAGAAGUGCAGCCAGAGGCUCCAAGAGCUGGAGAAGAGCUUCGUGUCCAGGAAGCAUUUCAAGGAAGAUUUUGAUAAAGCUUGUCACUGGCUGAAACAAGCAGACAUUGUCACCUUUCCUGAGAUCAACCUAAUGAAUGAGAGUUCAGAGCUGCAGGCACAACUGGCCAAAUACCAGCACCUCCUCGAGCAAUCUCCGGAAUACGAAAGCCUCCUCCUGACCCUGCAGAGGACCGGGCAGGCCAUACUGCCCUCGCUGAGCGAAGUCGAUCAUUCCUACCUGGACGAGAAGCUGAACGCUCUGCCCCAGCAAUUUAAUGUCAUCGUCGCCUUGGCCAAAGACAAGUUCUACAAGGUCCAGGAAGCCAUUCUCGCUCGGAAAGAGUACGCCUCCUUGAUCGAGCUGACCACCCAGUCUCUGAGCGACCUGGAGGACCAGUUCCUAAAGAUGAGCCCCGUCCCCAGCGCCCUGACGGUGGAGGAGGCGCUGUGCCUUCAGGAGGGCUGCAGGGUGCUCCUGGGCGAGGUGGUGGGCCUCGGGGAGGCCGUGGAUGAGCUGAGCCAGAAGAAGGAAAGUUUCCGCAGCACUGGGCAGCCGUGGCAGCCCGACAGGAUGCUGCAGCUCGUCGCCUCGUACCACAGGCUGAAGCGGCAGACAGAACAGAGGGCGAGCUUACUGGAGGACACCACGGCUGCGUAUCAAGAGCACGAGAAGAUGGGCCAGCAGCUGUGGAAACAGCUGGAGGCCGUGCGGGCAGAGCAGUCCCAAGUGAACGAGGAGACGCUGCCCGCGGAGGAGAAGCUCAAGCUGUAUCACUCCCUGGCGGGAAGCCUCCAGGACUCGGGGAUUCUGCUCAAACGCCUGGCCAUGCAUCUCGAAGAUCUGGUCCCACACCUCCACCCCUCGGCUUACGAGAAAGCCAAGCAGCAGAUCCAGGCCUGGCAGGAGGAGUUAACACUGCUGACUGCGGCCAUCGGCGCCACCGUGACCGAGUGUGAGAGCCGCAUGGUGCAGAGUAUAGACUUCCAGACCGAGCUGAGCCGCUCCCUGGCCUGGCUGAGGGGUGUGCAGGCGGAACUCGGCGGGCCCGUGUGCCUGGACCUGAACCUCCGGGACAUCCAGGAGGAGAUCAGGAAGGUGCAGAUUCACCAGGAAGAGGUGCAGUCCAGCCUCAGGAUCAUGAAGGCCCUGAGCGACAAGGAGACAGAGAGAUUCACCAAAGCCAAGGAGCUGAUUUCCGCCGACCUGCAGCACACGCUGGCCGAGCUCUCGGAGCUGGACGGAGACAUUCAGGAAGCUUUACGCACCAGGCAGGCUACGUUGACUCAAAUAUAUAGUCAAUGUCAAAGGUACUAUCAAGUGUUUCAAGCCGCGAGCGACUGGCUUGAGGAUGCCCACGAGAUGCUGCAGCUGGCAGGCAGCGGCCUGGACGUGGAGAGUGCGGAGGACAGUCUCAGAAGCCACACGGAGUUUUUUAGCGCAGAGGAUCAGUUCCAGAGUAACCUGGAGGAGCUCCAUGGCCUGGUUGCCACCCUGGACCCACUCAUCAAGCCAACUGCCAAAGAGGAGCUUGCACAGAAAAUGACGACCCUGGAGGAGAAGAGCCGGAGGGUGAUCCAGGACUCCCACGCCCAGCUCGAUCUCUUGCGGAGGUGUGCAGCUCAGUGGCAGGAUUACCAGAAAGCAAGGGAAGAGGUUAUCGAAUUGAUGAAUGCUGCCGAAAAGAAGUUGUCUGAAUUUUCUUUACUGAAGACUUCUUCCAGUCAUGAAGCAGAAGAAAAACUGUCCGAGCACAAGGCUUUAGUGUCAGGGGUUCACUCCUUCCACGAGAAAAUCGUGGCCCUGGAGGGUGAGGCUUCGCAGCUGGAGAAAGCCGGCAACGACGCCAGCAAAGCGACCAUCGGCAGAUCCAUGACCACGGUCUGGCAGCGCUGGGCGCGGCUCCGGGCGGUGGCCCAGGACCAGGAGAAGAUCCUGGAGGACGCGGCGGAUGCAUGGAAGAACCUCGGCAAGAAGGUUAAGAAAGCCACUGACACGAUCAAUCAGCUAGAAGGCAAAUUACCGGGAAGUUCGGCAGAGAAAGCCUCAAAAGUGGAACUCUUAGCUCUGCUGGAGCAUCACGACACGUUCACGCUGGAGCUGGACCAGCAGCAGGCGGCCCUGGGCAUGCUGCGGCAGCAGGCGCUGAGCAUGCUCCCGGAUGGGGCCACUCCACCCCCCGGGGAGGAGCCGCCCGUCAUGCAGGAAAUCACAGCCAUGCAAGAUCGGUGCCUGAACAUGCAGGAGAAAGUGAGGAGCCACGGCAAGGUGGUGAAGCGGGAGCUGAAGGACCGAGAAGGGGUGGAGACUCAAAUCAAUUCUGUGAAAUCUUGGGUUCGGGAAACGAAGGAAUAUUUGGAGAAUCCAACAAUAGAAAUAGAUGCUCAACUUGAAGAACUUCAGAUUCUCCUAACAGAAGCCACAAAGCACCGACAGAACAUUGAGGCAGUAACCGAGGAGCAGAAGACCAAGUACUUGGGUCUUUAUGCUAUACUACCUUCUGAGCUCUCCCUGCAGCUAGCGGAGGUGGCAUUGAACCUAGGAACUGUCCAUGAUCAGAUCCAGGACAGAGUAAAACAAAUUGAACAGAGCAAGGCCACGAGCCAGGAGUUCAGCCAGCAAAUUCAGAAGAUAACCAAAGAUCUCACAACUAUUCUAACUAAGCUGAGAGCAAAGACAGAUAACUUAGUUCAAGCUAAAGCUGACCAAAAGGUGCUAGGGGAGGAAUUGGAUGCCUGUAACUUAAAGUUAAUGGAACUGGAUGGAGCCAUACAAAAGUUCUCGGAACAGAAUGGCCAACUGGGUAAGCCGCUGACCAAGAAGGUCGGGAAACUGACGGAACUCCACCAGCAGACCAGCAGGCAGGCUGAGACUCGGUUCUUCAAGCUCAGCCAGGCAACAUCACAUUUAGAAGAAUACAAUGAACUGCUUGAAUUCAUUUUGAAGUGGAUUGACAAAGCUAAAGUAUUGGUACAUGCAAAGAUUGUGUGGAAUUCUGCAAAACAACUUCGGGAACAAUACAUUUCACAUCAGGUAACUUGGGUAAAAAUAGUUUUCAAAGAGCAAACAAUGGUGCUUUAUAGUGGAGGUAUAGUGCUCACCUCUGCUGAGCCUUCUUUGACUGUGAUGCUAUUCUUCAUCUUGAACUUGAACUUGAAGUGCUUAAUUAAUGACAUUCAUAUUUCUUUUCCUCCGCAGGAUAUGAAACAAUUUGAAGCAGAGCUGAAGCACCUACAAGUGGCUCUGGAGCAAGCCCAGACAACCCUGGCUUCCCCGGAAGUGGGACGCCUUAGUCUCAAGGAGCAACUCUCUCAUCGACAGCACCUGCUGUGUGAGGUGGAGUCGCUGAAGCCGAAGGUACAUGCUGUGCAGACCUGCCAGAGCGCGCUCCGCAUCCCCGAGGACGUGGUCACCAGCUUGCCGCUCUGCCACGCGGCCCUGCAGCUGCAGGAGGAGGCCAGCCGGCUGCAGCACGUGGCCAUCCAGCAGUGCAACGUCAUGCAGGAGGCUGUGAUGCAAUAUGAACAAUAUGAACAAGAGAUGCAGAGCCUCCAGGAGCUGAUAGAAGGAGCCCACAGAGAGAUCGAGGAUACGCCCAUGGCCACCAGCAACAUCCAGGAGCUGCAGGCCCAGAUUUCUCGGCACGAGGAGCUGGCUCAGAAAAUCAAGGGCUACCAGGAGCAGAUCGCCUCCUUGAACUCCAAGUGCAAGAUGCUGACAAUGAAAGCUAAGAACGCCACCAUGCUGCUGACGGUGACGGGGGUGGAGGGGCUGGCGGAGGACUUGGACCGGGAGCUCCUCCCAGCCACCUCCGCCCACCCCUCUGUGGUCAUGAUGACUGCAGGUCGCUGUCACACUCUGCUCUCACCUGUCACUGAGGAGUCUGGGGAGGAAGGAACCAGCAGUGAGGUCUCCUCUCCGCCUGCCUGUCGCUCCCCGUCUCCUGUGGCAAACACCGAAGCUUCUGUGAACCAGGAUAUUGCUUAUUACCAAGCCUUGUCUGCCGAGAGGUUGCAGACCGAUGCCGCAAGGAUCCAGCUGCCACCCCAGGAGUUCUAUGAGCCAGGACUGGAGCCCUCAGCGACCGCUAUGCUGGACAACCUGCAGCGUUCCUGGGAAACUUUAAAGAACGUGAUCAGUGAAAAGCAGCGCACGCUCUACGAAGCUCUGGAACGCCAGCAGCGGUACCAGGACUCCCUGCAGGCCAUCUCCACGAAGAUGGAGGCCAUCGAGCUGAAACUCGGUGAGAAUCUGGAGCCGGGCCGGAGUCCAGAGAGCCAGAUGGCUGAGCAUCAGGCACUGAUGGAUGAGAUCCUCAUGCUCCAAGAUGAAAUCAGCGAGCUGCAGGCAUCCCUCGCGGAGGAGCUGGUGUCUGAGUCCCCGGAGUCUGACCCCGCGGAGCAGCUGGCCUUGCAGUCCACGCUCACUGUCUUGGCGGAGCGCAUGUCCACCAUCAAGAUGAAGGCGUCAGGGAAACGACAGCUUUUGGAGGAGAAGUUAAAUGAUCAGCUGGAGGAACAGAGGCAGGAACAGGCCCUGCAGAGGUACCGCUCUGAAGUCGACAAGCUGGACCACUGGCUCUUGAGCACUAAGGCCACUCUGGACGUCGCGCUGGGCACCUCCAAGGAGCCCAUGGACAUGGAGGCCCAGCUGGUGGACUGCCAGAACAUGCUGGUGGAAAUCGAGCAGAAGGUGGUGGCCCUGUCGGAGCUCUCUGUCCACAAUGACAACCUGCUGCUGGAGGGCAAGGCCCACACGAAGGACGAGGCCGAGCAGCUGGCGGUGAAGCUGAGAACCCUCAAGGGGAGUCUCCUGGAGCUUCAGAGAGCCCUGCACGACAAGCAGCUGAACAUCCAGGGAGCAGCGCAAGAGAAGGAGGAUAGCGACGGUGACCCAGCUGCCACCCCGAGGCCCGGUGUCCAGGACUGGCUGGCCCAAGCUCGCUCCACAUGGGCCCUCCAGCGACAGAGCAGUCUCCAGCAACAAAAAGAGUUGGAGCAGGAGUUAGCAGAGCAGAAGAGCCUUCUCCGGUCAGUAGCCAGUCGUGGAGAGGAAAUCCUCACCCAGCACUCAGCGGCAGAGACCUCUGGUGGUGCUGGUGAAAAACCUGCUGUGUCAUCCCAGGAGUUGGGGAUGGAAGGAGAGCAGGCCCCUGCGGAAGGCCAGAUGCGGAUGAAGUGGGAGAGCCUCCAGCAGGAAGUCAGUGCCAAGCAGAGGCUGCUGCAGGACGCCCUGGCGCAGGAACAAGAGCAAGUGCUUUUUAGCAGGCCAAACCGGCUCCUGGCUGGCGUGCCCCUGUACAAAGGAGACGACCGGUUGGCCAUCACUACUCUUGCCAAAGAUAUUAAGGAAAUGUCUGAAGAGAUGGAUAAGAACAAGAACUUGUUUUCCCAAGCAUUUCCGGAGAAUAGUGAUAACCGCGAUGUUAUCGAAGACACUUUGGGGUGUCUUUUGGGGAGGCUAUCCUUGUUAGACUCAGUAGUAAAUCAACGAUGUCAUCAGAUGAAGGAAAGACUUCAGCAGAUACUAAAUUUCCAGAACGAUCUGAAGGUGCUGUGUACGUCGCUGGCUGACAGUAAAUACAUGCUUCUGCAGAAACUGGCCAAUGUGUUUGAACAGCCCGUGGCGGAGCAAAUAGAGGCAAUACAGCAGGCUGAAGAUGGGCUGAAGGAAUUGGAUGCAGGAAUUGCUGAAUUAAAAAAGCGUGGUGACAAGUUGCAGAUUGAGCAGCCCGCCCUGCAAGAACUCUCCAAACUCCAGGACAUGUAUGAUGAACUGAUGAUGACCAUCGGCUCUCGGCGGAGUGGACUGAACCAGAACCUAGCACUCAAGAGCCAGUACGAAAGGGCCCUGCAAGAUCUGGCCGACCUGCUGGAAACUGGACAAGAGAAGAUGGCCGGUGACCAGAAAAUGAUCGUGUCUUCCAAAGAGGAAGUCCAACAGCUCCUUGACAAACAUAAGGAAUACUUCCAGGGUCUGGAAUCUCACAUGAUUUUGACGGAAACGCUCUUCAGAAAGAUAAUCAGCUUUGCAGUCCUGCAGGAAACUCAACUGCACGCAGAAGUGAUGGCGCAGGCUUCCGCGGUCCUGAAAGGGGCUCACAAAAGGGGCGUGGAGCUGGAGUACAUUCUAGAGACGUGGUCCCAUCUGGAUGAGGACCAGCAGGAGCUCCGCAGGCAGCUGGAGGUGGUGGAGAGCAGCAUCCCCAGCGUGGGGCUGGUGGAGGAGAGCGAGGACAGGCUCAUGGACCGGAUCACACUCUACCAGCAUUUGAAAUCCAGCCUUAAUGAAUACCAGCCCAAAUUAUAUCAGGUGUUAGAUGAUGGGAAGCGCCUUCUGAUAUCCAUUAGCUGCUCCGAUCUGGAAAGCCAGCUGAACCAGCUCGGAGAACAAUGGCUGAAUAGUACCAACAAAGUGUCUAAGGAACUUCACAGAUUGGAAACGAUAUUGAAACACUGGACCAGAUAUCAAAGUGAGUCUGCGGCUCUAACUCACUGGUUACAGUCCGCAAAAGACAGGCUGGAAUUUUGGACUCAGCAAUCUGUGACCGUCCCCCAAGAACUGGAGAUGGUCCGUGAUCAUCUGAACGCUUUCCUGGAGUUUUCCAAAGAAGUGGAUGCCAAGUCCUCCCUGAAAUCGUCUGUUCUAAGCACCGGGAACCAGCUCCUUCGCUUAAAGAAAGUGGAUACGGCCGCCCUGCGUUCCGAGCUGUCGCACAUAGACGGCCAGUGGACGGACCUGCUGACAAAUAUUCCGACGGUCCAGGAAAAGCUCCACCAGCUCCAAAUGGAUAAGCUGCCCUCGCGCCAUGCCAUUUCGGAAGUCAUGACGUGGAUCUCUCUCAUGGAGAAUGUCAUUCAGAAGGAUGAAGAGGAUAUAAAAAAUGCCAUAGGCUACAAGGCCAUCAAUGAGUACCUUCAGAAAUAUAAGGGCUUUCAGAUAGACAUCAACUGUAAGCAGCUGACAGUUGACUUUGUGAACCAGUCUGUGCUGCAGAUCAGCACUCAGGACGUGGAGAGCAAGCGCAGCGAUAAGACUGACUUUGCGGAGCAACUCGGAGCGAUGAAUAAAAGCUGGCAGAUCCUGCAGGGCCUCGUAGCUGAGAAGAUCCAGCUGUUGGAAGGCUUAUUGGAAUCGUGGUCAGAAUAUGAAAACAAUGUACAAGGUAUGAAAACUUGGUUUGAAACCCAGGAAAAGAGACUGAAACAACAGCAUCGCGUCGGAGACCAGGCUUCCGUCCAGAACGCAAUGAAAGACUGUCAGGAUCUAGAAGAUUUGAUUAAAGCCAAAGAAAAAGAGGUGGAGAAGAUUGAACAGAAUGGACUUGCUUUGAUUCAGGACAAGAAAGAAGAAGUGUCUGGUGCUGUCGUGAGCACGCUGCAGGAGCUCAAGCAAACCUGGGCGCAUUUAGACCACAUGGCUGGGCAGUUAAAGGUACUGCUGAGGUCCGUGCACGACCAGUGGAGCCAGCACAAGGCGGCCUCCGAUGAGAUCAACAGCUGCCUCCUGGAGGCCAGGUACUCGCUCUCCCGCUUCCGCCUGCUGAUCGGCUCCUUGGAAGCUGUGCAAGUUCAGGUAGACAAUCUUCAGAAUCUUCAAGAUGAUCUAGAAAAACAGGAAAAGAGCUUACAGAAAUUUGACUCUGUCACCAACCAGCUGUUAAAACAGUGUCACCCACCUGUGACAGAAACUCUUACCAGUACCUUAAAGGAAGUCACUAUGAGAUGGAACAACUUGCUGGAAGAGGUGGCGGAGCAGCUGCAGGCCAGCAGGGCCCUCCUGCAGCUGUGGCAGAGACACCGGGACUACUCCGCGCAGUGCGCCUCCGGGGUCCAGCAGCAGGCGGGCCGCACCCAGGAGCUGCUGAAGGCGGCCGCCAGCAAGGACAUCGCAGAUGACGAAGUGGCUACGUGGGUUCACGAUUGCAAUGACCUCCUCAGAGGUCUGGGCACCGUUAAGGAUUCCCUGUUUGUUCUCCAUGAGCUGGGGGAGCAACUCAAGCAACAGGUGGAUGCUUCCGCAGCAGCAGCCAUUCACUCGGACCAGCUGUCUCUGAGUCAACACUUGUGUGCCCUGGAGCAGGCUCUUUGCAAACAGCAGAGCGUGUUACAGGCUGGAGUUCUUGACUAUGAAACCUUUACCAAGAGUUUAGAAGCUUUGGAGGCCUGGAUAGUAGAAGCUGAAGAAAUACUUCAAGGGCAGGACCCCAGCCACUCAUCUGACCUCUCGACCAUCCAGGAAAGGAUGGAAGAACUGAAGGGACAGAUGUUAAAAUUCAGCAGCAUGGCCCCCGAUUUAGACCGUCUGAAUGAGCUUGGCUACAGGCUACCCCUGAAUGACAAGGAAAUCAAAAGGAUGCAGAGUCUGAAUCGGCACUGGUCUCUCAUCUCCUCUCAGACCACAGAGAGAUUCAGUAAGUUGCAGUCAUUUUUGCUACAACAUCAGACUUUCUUGGAAAAAUGCGAAACAUGGAUGGAAUUCCUGGUUCAGACGGAGCAAAAAUUAGCCGUUGAGAUUUCAGGCAAUUAUCAGCAUCUUUUGGAGCAGCAGAGAGCCCAUGAGUUGUUUCAAGCAGAGAUGUUCAGUCGUCAACAGGUUUUGCACUCGAUCAUUACUGAUGGGCAGCGUCUUCUGGAACAAGGUCAAGUUGAUGACAGGGAUGAGUUCAACCUGAAACUGACCCUCCUCAGUCAUCAGUGGCAGGGAGUGAUCCGCAGGGCCCAGCAAAGGAGAGGCAUCAUCGACAGCCAGAUCCGCCAGUGGCAGCGCUACAGGGAGAUGGCAGAGAAGCUCCGCAAGUGGUUGGUCGAAGUGUCCUACCUGCCCGUGAGCGGUCUCGGGAGCGUCCCCAUCCCACUGCAGCAAGCGCGGACCCUCUUCGACGACGUGCAGUUCAAAGAGAAAGUGUUCCUGCGGCAACAAGGCAGCUACAUCCUGACCGUGGAGGCGGGCAAGCAGCUGCUGCUCUCUGCCGACAGCGGGGCCCAGGCCGCCUUGCAGGCCGAGCUCACGGAAAUCCAGGAGAAGUGGAAAGCCGCCAGCGUGCGUCUGGAGGAGCAGAAGAAAAAGCUGGCCUUCUUGUUGAAAGACUGGGAGAAGUGUGAGACUGGAAUAGCUGAGUCUCUGGAGAAACUGCGAACUUUCAAAAAGAAGCUUUCCCUGCCUCUGCCGGACCACCAGGAAGAGCUCAUUGCGGAGCAGAUGCGCUGCAAGGAAUUGGAAACUGCAGUGGGCAGCUGGACAGAUGACUUGGCACAGUUGACGUUACUGAAGGACACCCUCUGUGCCUACAUCAGCGCUGAUGACGUGUCCAUGCUGAACGAACGCGGGGAGCUUCUGCAGAGGCAGUGGGAAGAACUGUGCCGCCAGCUCUCCCUACGGCGGCAGCAGGUCAGCGAGAGACUGAAUGAAUGGGCAGUCUUCAGUGAGAAGAACAAAGAGCUUUGCGAAUGGCUGACUCAGAUGGAGAGCAAAGUUUCCCAGAAUGGAGACAUCCUCAUUGAAGAAAUGAUAGAGAAGCUCAAGAAGGAUUAUCAAGAGGAAAUUGCUAUUGCCCAAGAGAACAAAAUACAGCUCCAACAAAUGGGAGAGCGACUCGCUAGAGCCAGCCACGAGAGCAAGGCCUCGGAGAUCGAAUACAAGCUGGGAAAGGUCAAUGACCGGUGGCAGCAUCUCCUGGACCUCAUGGCAGCCAGGAUCAAGAAGCUGAAGGAGACUCUGGUGGCGGUCCAGCAGCUGGAUAAGAACAUGAGCAGCCUGAGGACCUGGCUGGCUCACAUUGAGUCAGAGCUGGCCAAGCCCAUCGUCUAUGAUUCCUGCAACUCGGAAGAAAUACAGAAGAAGCUCCAGGAGCAGCAGGACCUUCAGAGAGACAUAGAGAAGCACAGCACGGGCGUGGCUUCCGUCCUCAACCUGUGUGAGGUCCUGCUGCAUGACUGCGACGCGUGUGCCACCGACGCCGAGUGUGACUCCAUCCAGCAGGCCACGCGGAACCUGGACCGGCGAUGGAGAAAUAUCUGUGCCAUGUCCAUGGAAAGAAGGCUCAAAAUUGAAGAGACAUGGCAGUUGUGGCAGAAGUUUCUGGAUGACUAUUCGCGUUUUGAAGAUUGGCUCAAGACUUCCGAAAGGACAGCCGCCUUCCCCAGCUCUUCCGGGGUGCUCUAUACAGUUGCCAAGGAAGAACUGAAGAAAUUCGAGGCUUUCCAGCGACAGGUGCACGAGAGCCUGACCCAGCUGGAGCUGAUCAACAAGCAGUACCGCCGCCUGGCCCGAGAGAACCGCACCGACUCCGCCUGCAGCCUAAAGCAGAUGGUCCACGAAGGCAACCAGCGAUGGGACAACCUGCAGAAGCGCGUCAGCUCCAUCUUGCGCAGACUCAAGCAUUUCAUUGGCCAGCGUGAGGAGUUUGAGACGGCACGGGACAGCAUUCUGGUGUGGCUGACGGAGAUGGAUUUACAGCUCACUAAUAUUGAGCACUUUUCCGAGUGUGAUGUUCACGCUAAAAUAAAGCAGCUCAAGGCCUUCCAGCAGGAAAUUUCAUUGAACCACAACAAGAUUGAGCAGAUCAUUGCCCAAGGAGAGCAGCUGAUUGAGAAGAGCGAGCCCUUGGACGCGGCGGUCAUCGAGGAGGAGCUGGACGAGCUGCGGCGCUACUGUCAGGAGGUCUUCGGGCGCGUGGAGAGAUACCACAAGAAGCUGAUCCGCCUGCCUCUCCCAGACGAUGAGCACGACCUCUCUGACCGGGAGCUGGAGCUGGAGGACUCGGCAGCUCUCUCAGACCUCCGCUGGCAUGACACCUCCGCGGACAGCGUGCUGUCCCCCCAGCCUUCCUCCAACCCCUCCCUCUCCCUCGCCCAGCCCCUCCGGAGCGAGCGGUCAGGACGAGACACCCCUGCCAGUGUGGACUCCAUCCCCCUGGAGUGGGACCAUGACUAUGACCUCAGUCGUGACCUGGAGUCUGCCGUGUCCAGAACUCUGCCCUCUGAGGAUGAAGAGGGUCAGGAAGACAAAGAUUUCUACCUCAGGGGAGCUGUUGGCUUAUCAGGGGAUCCCAGUGCCUUAGAGUCACAGAUCCGACAACUGGGCAAAGCCUUGGACGACAGCCGCCUUCGGAUGCAGCAAACAGAAGAUAUCAUCCGCAGCAAAACUCCCACAGGACCAGAGCUGGACGCCAGCUACCGCGGCUACAUGAAACUGCUGGCGGAGUGCAGCGGCAGCAUCGACUCGGUGAGGAGGCUGGAGCACCAGCUGAAGGAGGAAGAGGAGAACUUCCCCGGCUUCGUGAACCUGAACAGCACUGAAGCCCAGACGGCCGGUGUGAUUGACCGGUGGGAGCUCAUCCAGGCGCAGGCCCUGAGCAAGGAGCUGCGGAUGAAACAGAACCUCCAGAAGUGGCAGCAGUUCGGCUCCGACCUGAACAACAUCUGGACCUGGCUGGGGGCGACAGAGGAGGAGCUGGAGCGGCUCCGGCGCCUGGAGCUCAGCACCGACAUCCAGUCCAUUGAGCUGCAAAUCAAAAAGCUCAAGGAGCUGCAGAAAGCCGUGGAUCACCGCAAAGCCAUCAUCCUCUCCAUCAACCUGUGCAGCUCCGAGUUCACGCAGACGGGCGGCGAGGAGAGCCAGGCCCUGCAGGACCGCCUGUCCCAGAUGAACGCGCGCUGGGACCGGGUGUGCUCCCUGCUGGAGGAGUGGCGGGGCCUGCUCCAGGGCGCGCUGAUGCAGUGUCAGGAUUUCCAUGAGAUGAGUCAUGGCUUGCUUCUCAUGCUGGAGAACAUCGACAGGAGGAAAAAUGAAAUUGUUCCUAUCGAUUCUCACCUCGAUGCAGAAAUACUGCAGGACCAGCACAAGCAGCUUACGCAAAUAAGGCAGGAGCUCUUGGAAUCCCAGGUCAAAGUGGCCUCGCUACAAGACAUGUCUUGCCAGCUGUUGGUGAACGCUGAAGGCACAGACUGCUUAGAAGCCAAAGAAAAGGUCCAUGUGAUUGGAAAUCGGCUCAAACUGCUCUUGAAGGAGGUCGGUCGUCACCUCAAGGAGCUGGAGAAGUUACUGGACAUGUCGAGCAGUCAGCAGGAUCUGUCCUCCUGGUCUUCUGCUGAUGAACUGGACACCUCGGGAUCUCUGAGUCCUACGUCAGGGAGAAGCACCCCAAACAGACAGAGAACGCCACGAGGCAAAUGUAGUCUCUCACAGCCUGGACCCUCUGUCAACAGUCCACAUAGCAGGUCCAUAAAAGGUGGCUCCGAUUCCUCCCUUUCUGAGCCUCAGCCAGCUCGGUCGGGCCGAGGUUUCCUGUACAGAGUCCUCAGAGCAGCCCUUCCCCUUCAGCUGCUCCUGCUGCUCCUCAUCGGGCUCGCCUGCCUGGUACCAAUGUCCGAGGAAGACUACAGCUGUGCCCUCUCCAACAAUUUUGCCCGGUCAUUCCAUCCCAUGCUCAGAUACACGAAUGGCCCUCCUCCCCUCUGAAGCAAGCAGAUGCCAUCUGCAGCGGUGCUGGUCGUGCAAGGAGGGUUUAGCCCAAAGCCAACCCAAACUAGCAAAAGGAGCACCUGGAUGCUGGCGAAGGCCUUCUGAGUGGUGGCGUUAGCCAUGUGUCCAAAUCAUGGCUUCGGAGGUGGAGGAUAAACAAUGACAGAAGGAGAGCAAAUAGAAGAAGGUGUGGAAGAAAUGUUGUUUGAAACUCUGAGCCUCAGUACUAAAGAGAUGAAGUACCUCCAACGUUCCCUGGACGCAUGUGUCCUGGGCCUUUGGCCCAUUCUAUGCACAGCCAGGACUUUAGCACACCAUCUGGGCAAGUUUCCCACGGUGUGCCCCAUCCAUUCAUUAAAUGACGCCACCUGAGCGCCACGUUGGUAUCGAACGGUCUACCAACCAACCAGUGCUGAGCCUUGUAACAUACAAUUUUGAAGAGCUUAUAUGGCAGCUUUCUUUUUGCCUUGUUUUUCUUUGGGGCAUGAUAUUCUAACCUUUGCUUUAGAAGCACAAGCUGUAAAUCUAAAAGGCACUUUUUUAAAAAGUAUAAAGAAAAACUGGAUGUAAUAAAUAAAAUCAUGGAAGGAUUUAUGUGAAAAAAAAGUUGAAUGUUAUAGUAAAAAAAGAGAUAUUUAUGUAUGUACAGUUUGCUAAAGCCAAGUUUUGUUUGUAUUGAUUUCUUUGCAUUUAUUAUAGAUACUAUAAAAUA
This is a messenger RNA of Myotis brandtii (Brandt's bat), 27154 nucleotides long. RefSeq names its product spectrin repeat containing, nuclear envelope 1 (gene SYNE1). Lineage: Eukaryota; Metazoa; Chordata; Mammalia; Chiroptera; Vespertilionidae. The coding region runs from base 427 to 26439 and encodes 8670 amino acids. The record is from RefSeq and is a predicted model, not a curated record. Gene Ontology annotation, cellular component: membrane. The transcript is spliced from 143 exons. Gene Ontology annotation, molecular function: protein binding.